AAGUUGUGUUGAUAGCUGGAUGCGCUAGCACGAUGCUAAGCCCGAUGCUAAGCAGUCUUACGUCAGACAAGAGUCCCGGAGAAUCCCUCGUAGACUCUCAUGGUUCCGCACUGCUGUCCGUCUGUCGUCCGUGCAGCGUGUAGUGUCGGUGUGAGACAUGCAGGACCGGUACAGUGAGGUCGGCUUCGUCCAGCAGAUACUCGGGCUGAAUUUAGUGCCGAGGAAAAAUGGCACGCAGCGAGGAAACGACACGUCUCUGAGCGACUUCUCCGAGAUGUGGUAUGGAGUGUUCCUGUGGGCAGCAGUCUCCUCUCUGGUCUUCCACUUGCCUGCAGUUCUACUCUCCCUCGCCACACUGCGCCAGCACAAGAUGGCUAGAUUCAUGCCCAUCGCCAUCCUCCUCAUGGGCAUCGUGGGGCCAAUCUGUGGGGGAGUCCUCACCAGUGCAGCCAUAGCGGGUGUGUACAAGGCAGCAGGGAAGAGGAUGAUCUCUCUGGAGGCUCUCGUGUUCGGUGUUGGACAGUCGUUCUGUGUCCUCAUCAUCUCCUUCCUCAGGGUACUUGCCACCCUUUAGCAGUGCUGAGGCCCACCUGGCUGGCCUUGAAGCUGCCUGUCUGGCUCUAGUUAGACCUUCUCUUAACAGAACUGGUUUUCGUUGUAGUGCAAGACCAGAUUCUUGGCAAAUCCUGCAACACCUGUAAACCAGUCAGACGCAGGACAUGAUGUCAUUUCCUACUAAGGGACCAGGACCAGGAUUAGAACAGAUUAAAUUGAACUGUCAGAGAAAGAGCAGUGUGUAAACUGGUAGGGUGUGUUAUAGCCUUCUUGGUCACCCCAUGCUGCGUUCAAAUCACAGGGUGACCACACACACACAACACACAGUGUACGCUGUCUAUUUCAAGUCCUGCUGACCCCGGUGUGCAGUGUGUCAAAAUUGACAGAAGACCACCUUAAAUCCUCCUCAUCAUUCUUCCUGUCUGAUGUGACGGCAGCAGGAUGCUGUUCCCUGCUGUUGCCGGGGGCUACAGGCUAACAGCAGGAUGACACUAACCUUUCUCAGGGGCUGUGUGUGUCUGUCCCAGUCUGAUAACAUUUUGACUCCAUGCAGUGACUGCAGAGAGACGUGGCAGACAGAAGGAUGAUGGUUUUAUGCAAGAUUCUGGCUUUUUCCCAUGAGGCCUUAAUUUCUAUUUUCUGACUUCCAAAGUGGUGUUUCUUCUCUUCAGGGCUGUCUUUCUUUAAUACCCUGUCUCUGCUGCUCCUGCUGUUCUUCCUCAUAUGUUUUAUGUUAAUUCACUCAUGGUCAUGUUCCCUCCUAGCUUUCCCACUUCAUUUAUUAAGCUCACGAGUGAAGAUGGUUUGGCCUGAUCACAGCCCUGCACAUGCAGUCGAGAAAAUGUCGUCUCUGCUCAGCCUCUUGGUUUGUUUGUGUGUUACCACUGAGUAGAUGAGAGGUGUGAACUGAUUUGUAUAGAUUCUAAAUGAUUUCCAGCUCUUCGUAGCUUUUCAAUCUUUCCGACCAAAUAUAAAUGUAUGUUUUAUUUCUCUGCACUAAAUGUGCAUACAAUGUUUGAGCAGACAUUUUUAUGUGUUAAUCAGCUUCCCACAGUCUUCAGUGACUGCUUUUAGUUGCUUUUGGUAGCUGACGGGUGCUUUUGAAUGAGUAUUGUAUGUGCCCCAUGCAUAUAUAGACAUGUAAUACUUUUAUUUGUUUCAAAGAAGAAAAAAAGACUAAAUCAAUCUUG
Molecule: messenger RNA, 1745 nt
Organism: Larimichthys crocea (large yellow croaker)
Lineage: Eukaryota; Metazoa; Chordata; Actinopteri; Sciaenidae
Gene: tmem170a
Product: transmembrane protein 170A
Exons: 3
Coding region: 158-574 (138 amino acids)
Biological process (GO): endoplasmic reticulum tubular network organization
Cellular component (GO): endoplasmic reticulum membrane
Source: RefSeq, a predicted model, not a curated record